AUGCAGAGGAACGCUUCCGAAUAAGAAUUUCUGCCUCCAUCUAGACGUGGAUGUAGGAAGAAGUAUAACGUUGCAGCUUGAUUCGGUAUGCAUAAUAUGUUAUUCGAUUUUGCUAGUCAUUUUGUAGCCUAGCCUACUAUUUGUGCAGACCUUGUUGAGCGAUGUGACACUUAGCUUGCUAUGUAAAUUGUCUUUCAGGUUAGCAGUCUGUAGAUCAUACAGAAGGAAGUAGCCUACGCUAGCAUUCGACCUAGCUGACAUAUCUGCAGACAGACCUUUUGACAUUUGUCGGGGGUGUUUUGAUUGUGUUAAAACGGCAGAAGAGAACAAGUUGUGAUUUCACACUCAUGAUUUUCCUCCAACCAAAAUCAACCUGGGUAAGCCUGGUUUACGGAUUUGUUGACAAUAGCAAGGUAGCAAUCUGUAGCUAGCCAGCUUUUUACUGUUUCUGGCUUUAUCCUGGCAACUGUUGGUGGAAGACAAGUGGCAGUGAAGCGAACGAAACGUUGGUCAGCUAGGAAAUCAGCGAGAGGCUUCAAGGGUUGCUUGACAGCGCAGCCAUGCUGUACUAGCAAGUUGCACACUUCAGUCUUUCAGUGUGAAAGGCUAUGUGUUCGAACAUAAGAAGCUAGCCAAGUAGCUAUAUUAACGUUGCCCACAUAAAAGUACUGUGCCGUGACAUAUCACGUUAGGUUAAUUGCAGAGCAUACUGUUAAGCGGUCAGUUUAGCUGUAACUUAUAGCAAGCGAGCUAUGAAUGAUUGAAAAACAAUUGAGUGAAUGCAUAUUCCUGUUUACUGAUGUGACGUGGUGCAUUAAUUGGCCAGCACAUAGGAGUUGAGGAGCGCUGGGCUGGCAGAUAACCUACAGUUAAGUUGGGCUGCAAAGGUGGUUGGUGUGAACGAGAAAACGUGUCGUACUUAUGAUUUAAACUGGGAUGUUAAAUUGUUAUGGGAAUUUGAAGUAGCUAACAUUUACGGCUGUGCUGUCCAAGGUAGGUCUGCUGAAGUGCAAGCUAACGUCUGCUUUGUGUGGCUCACACAGGCCACGUCGCUGCUGCUGCUGUUAAGCCUUUCAGGCAGAAGUGUUGGGUUUGUGUGGAUGAUAGCUAGCUUGGUAAGAAACGUACAAAUUAGGUAAUAGUACCUACUACGAGUUUAAGAAAGCUUAUGAUUUGUCGUUUUCCUCAAACCAGACCGUUCUUGUUCAGUUGGCUAAAUGCUAGACAUGGACUGUCUUAUAAUUAAUAUUGUUAGUCUGAUAGCCUAGCUUGCUUGCUAGCUAACGUCAACCGGCCAGCCUGGCGGUCAGUACACGGUUCGUGUAUGCGAAGUAACGUGGUAUUUCCUACUAAUAAAGGGAAGCUAUUUAUUUAUUGAAAACAAAGUAGAAUAAAGGUCUGAAGAUGGUAGGGUUCAGUGCAAAUCGCAGAGGAGGCCGCCUGCCGUCCUUCAUCUUUAUCGCCUUGAUGGUGGUUAUCGUCAUCCUGUCUUUCAACUACUGGAGCGUGUCCAACAAACACGGGCGUCUGCUGGACGAGCUCGCCGAGGUACAGACGCAGGUGAAGCGGACGGACGCGGCGCGCAGCCGCCUGGAGAAGCGGAACUCGGAGCUGAUGGUGCAGGUGGACACGCACAGGAAACAGAUCGAGCAGAAAGAUGGAGACUUCAGCGUGAUGGAAGGCAAACUCCAGACUCGGGAAGCCCUGAUCAAAAAGUGCAGCGAUGAUAAGAUGAAGCUCCAGAAUGACGUCACUACUCAAAGCUCGGAAAUCCAGCGGUUGAAAGAGCAGAUGAAGGAGCUCCGGCAGGAGUUCCUAAAGCAGGAGGACCAGCUCCGAGAGGUGAAGAAGAACAGCACCACCCUGGAGAGGAAGCUGGAGUAUGAGAGCCUGCAGUGCGGCCGGCAGAUUGCCCAGCUGAAGGAGGAGUAUGAGGAGACCAAGCGAACCCUGGAGGCACAGGCAGCGGAGUUGAAGAAGUCGCUGGAGAGCCAGCGGGCGGCGGCUGUGGUAGCCGGUGUGGGGGCAGCGGAAGGGGGCACAGAGGGACAGGCGGGCGGAGAGCGCCACACACAGGCCACCAAGCAGAAGGACGCCGCAGACCUCAAAGAGGAGAUGGGCAAGCUUGGCAGCGACGCGGGCAUGCCUGGCAUCGAGGACAGCGAAGUGGGCAAAAUGGAAGAAGUGCAGUUCGGUCUGAAGAAGCCGGCCAUCACCCAGAAGCAGGCGGCGGACAGCCCGCUGAGGGAGGACCGAGGGGGCAUGGGGGCCGGAGCGGGCCCUGGGCCCGUGCCUGGCGCUGGGGCUGGGGUGGUGGAGGGCGCCGGUGUGGGCAUCUCUCUGGACCGCCCUGAGCUGCCACGAGACGGCGCUCUGGACCUGGAGGCCCGCGGGGUUCUGCUGCAGCAACAGCAGCCGGCGCCACAGGCUCAGGGUGACCGGCCAAUACUGUUCGACGAGGACAACAAAGUCAGGGUGCAGGCCGACGAGCUGGGGGAGCAGAGGAGGCAGCUCAGAGCUCCUGAUAUAGCGCAGGCUAAGGCGCUGGAGGCCAAGGCCAACCUUCCCCUGCCUCCAAACCCGGCCCAAGUGCUGCCCAACCCCAUGGAGCCGCGCCACGCCAGGGACCCCGUGCCCGCAGAGCCCCCCCGCCAUCGCCAGAGCCGCUUCUUUGAUGAGAACGAGUCCCCCGUAGAUCCGCAGCACGGCUCUAAGCUGGCGGACUACAACGGGGACGACGGCAACGUGGGCGAGUAUGAGGCCGACAAGCAGGCCGAGCUCGCUUACAAUGAGGAGGAGGAUGGUGAUGGUGGGGAGGAAGACGUCCAAGAUGAUGAAGAUCGAGACUUGCCUGGUGACAGAGGGGUGGACUACGGCAAACGCCAUCAGGCCAACGAAAUCCUGUAAACGGCUAUUGGGAUGUCUUAUAAGAGCUCAGUCGGACUACUUGAGAAACGGAAGAGAAUGAAACCCCGACAACAUGGCCUCGAUUCACAAGCGGCUUUUUUGAUCUAAUGAUUUCGAGGUGCCAUCUUUAGACAUUUGAUGCAUAUACCUGGGUCAUGGACAGUUAAGACAAUUUUUCUGAGGAGGUGGAAAAUGAAUGGGGGAGGGGCGGGACUUAGAGUUUACUAUUGAAUUAUGGAAGGAGAAAUGACGUGAUGUGUUUUUUUUUUUUUGAUGUGGCAUCAGAAAUGUGAGUAACUUAUUGCCCUUUUUACUUUUUGUCCAUCUCCCUAAAUAGGUAUGAUCCCAAAGUGGUAAUGAUGAUGUACUGUGCAAAUGUGUGUGUAUAUAUGCGAAUAAUAUGUACAUGGGAAAUGUUCUUUUUAUGUUUAUAACAAGAUUUAGUUUGUUUUUGUUUUUGUUUUGAGGGGUGUGAAGGGGCAUUUUAUAUGAAGACUUUCAGCUAAAUAAUGUCAGAGGUACUGAUAUGAGGAACGCUUACAUGGACCUGAGCUUUGGAACACUUACCUGGGACAACUGAUUUUGUCAAGCUCUCCACGCUUACCAUGCUCACAAUGAGGAUUCAGCGAUUCCAUUUUUCUAUGUUACUGUUCCUUAGAAUCUUGGGAUAGAAGUAUGUUUCAUAUUCUGGAACUGAACUCCAAGGAGUUCUACCUGAUUCUUUGUGCCUGCUGGGACCUCAUUGUUGAUUGCCAUGAAGGAGGAUUCAGUAGGAACUUUACAGACUAGUAGAAGAACUCCCAGCUAUGGUCCUGGACGACCACAGCCUCCUCCUCCGCUCGGUCUCUGUUGUGAGGUCUAUGCCUCACUCAGACCGUUGUUGCAUGCAAAUAUAUGGUAGGCUUGGACAUCAAGCCACUAGAAUACGUCAAACUAGCAAUACAUACACACCUAAGUACAGUUUUGAAGGGCGGACUUUAUUUUCGCGUUAAUAGCAGCUGAAGUCUGCACAGAUGAGCAUGACCGUAUAUAUUUGACAAAACACACCUUUUAGGUAUUCCGAGUUUUCUUCCUUGUCAUGUAGAUUAUGGGAGAUAAAUAUGAAUGAACUGUUGGGUUGGGCUGGGUAGGCUGGGCUGGUGUUUGGCAGGGGACAGAGAAGAUGUGAUCAAAGUUUAGACGAAGGAGAAGAGGGUUGGCAACGUGAAUGUAUUCAGCUGUUGUAAUAGUUGAUUCACUUCUAGACAUGAAGCCCUAAACUGGGUGGGUUUUUGUUGGCAAUUAAACAACUGUGCAAUGUAGUUUCUAAUGGUCAGCUUAGUAGAAUAAGACUAUGUGCUCCACCUUUUCCACAGAUUCUUAUUAGGUUACGAUGGCCAUCGAUGCCCUUAUAUCACUGUGAAAGGACCAUAAAAAAGGCUCAUUGACAUACAUUUUAAAAAUCUGCUUGGUGGCAAACAUGGUCUACUUCCCCAAACCAUAUUAAAUUAUCAUCAUCAUCAUCGUCAUCAUUAAAACAAUAAUAAAAUAUUUCCCAUUUUGA
Alosa alosa (allis shad) is the source of this 4450-nucleotide messenger RNA. It is a transcript of the gene golm2, whose product is annotated as golgi membrane protein 2. Lineage: Eukaryota; Metazoa; Chordata; Actinopteri; Clupeiformes; Clupeidae. Bases 1405 to 2907 code for a protein of 500 amino acids. The record is from RefSeq and is a predicted model, not a curated record. The transcript has 10 exons.